Fonsecaea nubica is the source of this 1257-nucleotide messenger RNA. RefSeq lists its product as hypothetical. The transcript has a single exon. NCBI's taxonomy places the organism in Eukaryota, Fungi, Ascomycota, Eurotiomycetes, Chaetothyriales, Herpotrichiellaceae. Gene Ontology annotation, molecular function: NAD+ binding. The record is from RefSeq and is a predicted model, not a curated record. The coding region runs from base 1 to 1257 and encodes 418 amino acids.
AUGUCCAGACCGCUUAUACGAAUCCCGUACACGGGGCCUCUGCCACCACCCCUGAUUAUCCCACCUUCGGCCGCCACUAGACAAGGUGCCAUCACUGCCCUCGCUCACUUCCUGACCUCUCCAGCGCCACCUGCAUCCUCAGGCCAAGAUGCGCACUGGGACAGAAAAAAGACAGUCCUUCUUACAGGAGCGGGCAUAAGCGUCGCCUCAGGCCUUGCCGACUAUCGCGGUGUCAAUGGUACCUACACCCAGAACAAGACCUACCGACCGAUCUACUACCACGAAUUCGUCUCGAGUCACGAAUCCCGGAAGCGAUACUGGGCCCGCUCAUUCCUGGGCUGGAGGGGUCUUCACCGCUCGAAACCCAAUGCCGGGCACUAUGCCAUUCGAGACCUCGGAAAACUAGGGCUGGUCGACCGGGUGGUUACUCAGAAUGUUGAUUCGUUCCAUAAUCUUGCGCAUCCGCAUUUGAAGACGGUGGAACUGCACGGGUUUCUCAGAGCUCUGGUCUGUCUGAGUUGUAAGAGGCUUAUUGAUCGCGAUGAUUUCCAGAAGAGAUUGGCCGAGUUGAAUCCCGCCUGGGCCGAGUUCUUGCAACAGCUCCUGGCUUCCGGGGCAUUGGACACGGAGAAUCCCAUUGAAAGAAGGAGGCUCGGGUUCAGGACAAACCCCGAUGGUGACGCCGAUGUCCCUGGUGCUCCGUACAACACCUUUAGAUACCCUGCUUGUCCGCACUGUCUGAAGCGACCGCCAAUUUUACAAGAUGGGAACAAGGGGCAUGUGGAUGUUGAUGCGGACGGUGCUUGGAUACCACCACCCUCGGCAUCGGCGGCACACAGCGGCGUUGGCGUGCUCAAACCUAAUGUGAUCAUGUUUGGUGAGUCUAUCCCGGCCGAGGUGAAGACCGCGGCAGAGGAAGCCAUCGAUUCUGCGGCCAAGAUCUUGGUCGUGGGCAGUUCUCUUGCGACCUAUUCGGCCUGGAGGCUGGUCAAGAGAGCGCAUGAACAGGGCAUGGGUAUCGGGAUUCUGAACAUGGGGGGCGUCAGAAAGGAGGAAGUCUUCUUUGGAGAACUCCUUCCGCACCACCAUUCUCAAGGCCAGGAGGAUCAAGCUGCUGGAUGGACGGCACUGAAGCGCGAACUUGUACGUGCCAGUCUUCCGUCCGAAGACAUCUUACCUGGAGUGGUCGACGCGAUUCGUGCCAACUUGUCUGACCAAGACCGACUUCCUGCACCGCGACUUCAGCCGCAUCCCUGA